Molecule: messenger RNA, 1209 nt
Organism: Ochlerotatus camptorhynchus
Lineage: Eukaryota; Metazoa; Arthropoda; Insecta; Diptera; Culicidae
Product: transcription factor atoh8-like
Exons: 1
Coding region: 276-1058 (260 amino acids)
Biological process (GO): axon development; positive regulation of transcription by RNA polymerase II; sensory organ development
Cellular component (GO): nucleus
Molecular function (GO): E-box binding; protein dimerization activity; DNA-binding transcription factor activity, RNA polymerase II-specific
Source: RefSeq, a predicted model, not a curated record
UCCAAGCCAGAUCGUUGGCCCUAAACCCCACUGAGGACGUUCGUCGCUUUUACUCAACAUUCGUUCAAGUCUCUCCGGUGUGAUAAAAAAGAAGAUCAUUUCAGUGUUUAAACGAGAUCAACACGUUCGCGCAAUCGGAAGCAGGAUAUUGGUCUGAGGUGUGAAAGAGGAGAGCAUAAAUCAUAAAACACACUCUCUGCUGAACACGAGAGUAAGGUGGAAAAUUGGACUACCUACAUCAAAAGAGUGAUGAUAAUUUGAGUGCGCCGGCAGCGAUGGACCACUACUCGACGGUUGGAUUGGAUCGCAUUAGCGGCUACGGGCUGACGGUGAUGGAAGGCUAUUUACCGAAUUACUCAACCGAUGCGUCCCUGUACCGCAGCUUCAGUUCCUCGGGCGACACAAGCCCAUCGUUCACGGGUCAUGAUGCGAGUGUCAAUUAUGGGUUGUCUUCAUUCACGGAAAUGAUUAUCGACAGCGAAAGCUUCGUUCCGGUUCAGGCAACAACGACGGCAGCGGCGACGACAAAACAUGAUUACCUGGAUCAGCGACUGUUGGAUACCCAAAACCAGCAACCAAUUACCCCCGUUCCCGCAAAUGACCCAAUUAAACCACCGAAAGCACGUGCUAAUAAAAACAAACGACGGAAUCCAGAGCCCGCUGCUGGCUCCAAGUGCCCGAAAAUCUCGAAACUAGAUCAAAACACCGCAAAAAAUAAUCCCAUCACGCCUCCGAGUCCGACCGUCAUGAAGAAAAGGCGCCUCGCGGCCAACGCAAGGGAACGAAAACGGAUGAAUAGCUUAAAUGUAGCGUUUGAUAAAUUGCGGGAAAUCGUUCCAACGCUGGGGCCGGAUCAUAAGCUGUCCAAAUUUGAAACUCUACAAAUGGCGCAGACAUAUAUCAAUGCGCUAAGUGAUUUACUCGAGAGAGGUGCCGACGAGACUACCUACAGUUUGUUCGACAGCAGCAGUCCGGAAACGGCAAGUGAUAGUAACAAUAACCAUGAUCAAGAUGGGCGCUUCGAGAUUCAAAGGUUCUAUGAAGUGGAUUUCCUGUAAAAGAAGACCAUAGUUUUAGGAAUGUGCACCAAAUGUAGAAUAAGUUCCGAACAAAGCCAAAUCUAGUCUUAAGGUGAAAUUGGUGAAUCUCAAAAGAGUUGGGACAUUGAUUCAUAUCAAUUUUAUGCUUAAUAAAAUAGUUUAAAAGCAG